Molecule: messenger RNA, 2995 nt
Organism: Piliocolobus tephrosceles (Ugandan red Colobus)
Lineage: Eukaryota; Metazoa; Chordata; Mammalia; Primates; Cercopithecidae
Gene: RANBP9
Product: RAN binding protein 9
Exons: 12
Coding region: 1527-2816 (429 amino acids)
Molecular function (GO): protein binding
Source: RefSeq, a predicted model, not a curated record
GAUGAUAAAAUGAGAGGGCUAAAUCGGAAAGCUCUUUCCACAUAGCUGGCCGUGAGCAGGUGGCCACUUUGUCCUCUGGCACCACUGGCUCAGACUUAAGCAGCUUCACUGACCGCCAAAAUUGCAUGACAUGCCCACCAAGAUUUAAAGGACUCUGAUAAUUCUUUCUCUCCCCAAACAGUGUUUUCCCUCUCUAAUCUUAAUAAGCAAGCCUGGAGGAAUCUCUGACUUGUGAUUGAAGGCUCUCCAGGUCCCCUGGUUUAAGGGCAGAGAUUUAUUUUCUCUGAGGCUACAAAGGAGCAUCUGGGAGAUAAGAGGAUUCUUCUACCUUAGGCAAAACAGAGAGGAGUGGUGGAGCUCUCCAAGUUGCCUCUGGCUUGAACUUUUUCUUUCUCUUUUGGUGUGUCGUCUCUGGCCAACAACACCUGUGAGUCCUUGAUUUGGCGAUUAGGGAAGAUGUUUUUGAUUCACAUAACUAUUCUUUAGAGAAAAUUGAUCCUGAAAACACCUUAUUGCCUGAUCAUAGAAUGACUGCAUUACUCAGAAUUCUUUACCACCACUGGAAUUUAGUGAAGGGAAGGCCCAACGUACAUUAGGAAAAUACAGGCACACUCCAGUCCUUAAACCUUCCACAAUCCUCUAACUCUUUAAGGUCGAGUGUGAUCCUCCCCAGAACUGCAUCUUCCAGGAAGUUCAUGAGAAAGGAAGGAUCCCAGGUCCCAUCCCUGAUCUCCUGAAUCGGCAUCUGCAUUUUAACGGAAUCCUGAAGCAGUGGUCUAACUCCUUUGGUUGUGGUAUGGUUUGAAUGUAUACCUCCAAAAUUCACAUAUUGAAAUACUAACCCCCAAGGUGAUAGUAUUAGGAGGUGGGGCCUUUGGGAGUUAAUUAAGUCAUGAGGGUGUAGCCCUCAUGAAUGGGAUUAUUACUCUUAGAAAAGGGACCCCAGAGAGGUCUCUUUCCACCAUGUAAGGAUAAAAGUACAAGGAGAAGAUGGUAGUCUGCAAACUGGAAAAGGGCCCUCCUCAGAACCUGACCAUCUUGGCACCUUGAUCUCAGACUUCCAUCUUCCAGAACUGUGGGAAAUAAAUUUCUUUUAUAAACACUCAGUCAAUGCUACUUUAUUAUAGCAGCCUGAAUGGAUUAAGACAGGUGGUCUGGUUUAAAGUGAUGUGUUGGCAUCAGAAGUUUAAGGAGAGACUGGAUUCACAGAACCAGAAUCUGGGAUGCUGUUUACAGAGCAAGUAUUUCCUGCAUUUGGACACUGUCGGCAGGUCGAUUCAGGAGACAGACGAAAACUUUAUCACCGGGCAGGCUGGAUGAACACCACAACUUUGAGAUCUUUCACUUAAAGGAAAGAUAAGGGCAUCCACUAUUUCUACACCUGGCUGGCAGAGUGAGAACUCACCAAGGGCCAUGGCAAAACCCCAAAAGAUGCAGCGUCAGUUCGAGCCACGCAUCCAAUACCAGCAGCCUGUGGGAUUUAUUAUUUUGAAGUAAAGAUUGUCAGUAAGGGAAGAGAUGGUUACAUGGGAAUUGGUCUUUCUGCUCAAGGUGUGAACAUGAAUAGACUACCAGGUUGGGAUAAACAUUCAUAUGGUUACCAUGGGGAUGAUGGACAUUCGUUUUGUUCUUCCGGGACUGGACAACCUUAUGGACCAACUUUCACUACUGGUGAUGUCAUUGGCUGUUGUGUUAAUCUUAUCAACAAUACCUGCUUUUACACCAAGAAUGGACAUAGUUUAGGUAUUGCUUUCACUGACCUACCGCCAAAUUUGUAUCCUACCGUGGGGCUUCAAACACCAGGAGAAGUGGUCGAUGCCAAUUUUGGGCAGCAUCCUUUCGUGUUUGAUAUAGAAGACUAUAUGCGGGAGUGGAGAACCAAAAUCCAGGCACAGAUAGAUCGAUUUCCUAUCGGAGAUCGAGAAGGAGAAUGGCAGACCAUGAUACAAAAAAUGGUUUCAUCUUAUUUAGUCCACCAUGGGUACUGUGCCACAGCAGAGGCCUUUGCCAGAUCUACAGACCAGACCGUUCUAGAAGAAUUAGCUUCCAUUAAGAAUAGACAAAGAAUUCAGAAAUUGGUAUUAGCAGGAAGAAUGGGAGAAGCCAUUGAAACAACACAACAGUUAUACCCAAGUUUACUUGAAAGAAAUCCUAAUCUCCUUUUCACAUUAAAAGUGCGUCAGUUUAUAGAAAUGGUGAAUGGUACAGAUAGUGAAGUACGAUGUUUGGGAGGCCGAAGUCCAAAGUCUCAAGACAGUUAUCCUGUUAGUCCUCGACCUUUUAGUAGUCCAAGUAUGAGCCCCAGCCAUGGAAUGAAUAUCCACAAUUUAGCAUCAGGCAAAGGAAGCACCGCACAUUUUUCAGGUUUUGAAAGUUGUAGUAAUGGUGUAAUAUCAAAUAAAGCACAUCAAUCAUAUUGCCAUAGUAAUAAACACCAGUCGUCCAAUUUGAAUGUACCAGAACUAAACAGUAUAAAUAUGUCAAGAUCACAGCAAGUUAAUAACUUCACCAGUAAUGAUGUAGACAUGGAAACAGAUCACUACUCCAAUGGAGUUGGAGAAACUUCAUCCAAUGGUUUCCUAAAUGGUAGCUCUAAACAUGACCACGAAAUGGAAGAUUGUGACACCGAAAUGGAAGUUGAUUCAAGUCAGUUGAGACGCCAGUUGUGUGGAGGAAGUCAGGCUGCCAUAGAAAGAAUGAUCCACUUUGGACGAGAGCUGCAAGCGAUGAGUGAACAGCUAAGGAGAGACUGUGGCAAGAACACUGCAAAUAAAAAAAUGUUGAAGGUGAAUAUAUUUUUUCUUGAAAAAUUAUAACUGUGUCAAAGUAACUAAAAUGUGGUUUUGCGAAACAUUGAGCAGUGUACCAGAAAUUCUUGUUAGGGAACUUGGACCUGACCUUCCCCCUGGCUCCUUGCCCAUUUGAGAGUGGAAAUGUUUGAAGAAGUUAGGCAGUUCUGAUCUGCUGGAAAGAGCAUUGUACUAAAGCAAAAAAA